Messenger RNA from Amphiprion ocellaris (clown anemonefish), 2785 nucleotides. RefSeq names its product twinkle mtDNA helicase (gene twnk). The coding region runs from base 177 to 2354 and encodes 725 amino acids. The transcript has 7 exons. Gene Ontology annotation, biological process: mitochondrial DNA replication. Lineage: Eukaryota; Metazoa; Chordata; Actinopteri; Pomacentridae. Gene Ontology annotation, cellular component: mitochondrion. Gene Ontology annotation, molecular function: 5'-3' DNA helicase activity; ATP binding; single-stranded DNA binding. The record is from RefSeq and is a predicted model, not a curated record.
CAUUUCAGUGCAAGAUUUUAAAAUAUUUAACUGUUCAAUGUAAUUUUAUCUGGAAAUAUUUGCCACCUUCCGCCGGACUUGUUUUGAAAGCGCACCGAGAAGCCCGGGUUGCAGUGGGGAAUGGGAGGAAUGAGGACCGACAUCGCAGCCUGUUCAAUGUGCUGACCAGAUAACCCAUGUGGAGAGGCCUGCUGCUGAAGGGCACUGCCUGUGUCUUGCAGGCGGCAGCCCAGAGGUUUCUCCACCAAAGACACUUUUCAUCUCCGAGUUUGAGCCUCCUCACCCAGAGGCUCCUCCACAGGCCUGCUACAGCUCCACUAAGACUGCAGGGUACUGGCUACUUCCUGGCACACAGGUGGGAUAGGGGCUACAAAAAGGACACCAAGUCUACCGAGUUCCCAGUGAGUCUAGUGACGAUCACAGAUAUCAAACAGUAUCUUCGCUCCAAAGACCUUUCCUUCCACGAUGGCUACAGCUGCCUCCACAUCCCCAGCAUCUUCGUCGAGGCGUCUGCCAGGAAGGACAGCUUCUCCCUGUUCAUCGACAAAACCACCGGGCAGUUCCUGUGUAAGGACACGCUGGUGGAGGGCAGCUGGGAGGACCUGCAGGACUGUCUGGAGGUGAUGCAGAAGGAGGAGCAGGACUUCCUCAGCCCUCAUGUGCUGCUGGGCUAUCUGGAGAGCGUGGAGGAGCAGGAGGAGAGGGAGAGGGAGCUGAGGGAGGUGCAGAGCAUCUGGUCCAGCUCGGUUCCCCUCAGUGACCUCCCCGAAGACGAGGCCGAGCUCAUUAAAGCCAUGUUCCAGAUCACAAAGAUCUCUAAUGCAACGCUCAAGAAGUUUAGCGUGAGACUCUUCAAGCCUACCAAGAGUCUGGUUUUCCCCUGGUUCGGUGGACCUGAUUCCUCUUUAAAGGGGAUCAAACUCUUAUUGGCCCAAAGAACAGACUCAGACAGAGUCACUUAUAAUGAAGCUACAGUCCCAAAGAGCAGCUCCUACUACAACUUGUUCGGCCUCCCUCUGGUAAGCCGUGUGGACUCGGAGGUGGUUGUUACUGGUCAGGAACUGGAUGCUCUGGCAGUGAGUCAGGCCACCGGACUCCCCAGCGUCGCUCUGCCCCGGGGGGUGAGCUGCCUCCCGCCCAUCCUGCUGCCGUACCUGGAGCAGUUCAAACGGGUGACGCUGUGGCUGGGGGGAGACAUUCGCUCCUGGGAGGCCUCCAAGAUCUUUUCUCGGAAGCUGGGCCUGAGGCGCUGCUCGCUGGUGCGUCCCGGAGAGUUCCGGCCGUGUCCGGUGGAGGCCCUGGCCCGAGGACAGAACCUCGGCCACAUCAUCAAGGCCUCCAUCCCAGCAGCUCACAAAUCCAUCGUUUCCUUCAAGCAGCUGAGAGACGACGUGUACGGAGAGCUGGUCAACACGGACCAGGUGGCUGGAGUGAAGUGGACCAGGUUUCCAGAACUCAACAGGAUCCUGAAGGGACAUCGCAAAGGAGAGCUGACUGUUUUUACAGGUCCGACUGGAAGCGGGAAGACCACCUUCAUCAGCGAGCUGGCCUUGGAUCUGUGCAUGCAGGGCGUCAACACGCUGUGGGGAAGCUUCGAGAUCAACAACGUGCGUCUGGCCAAGAUCAUGCUGACGCAGUUCGCCAUGCAGAGGCUGGAGGAGAACCUGGAGCAGUACGACUUCUGGGCCGACAAGUUCGAGGAGCUUCCACUCUACUUCAUGACGUUCCACGGACAGCAGAACAUCAAGACGGUGCUGGACACCAUGCAACAUGCUGUCUACCUGUAUGACAUCAACCACGUCAUCAUUGAUAAUCUGCAGUUCAUGAUGGGACAAGAAAACCUCUCAGUAGACAAGUUUGCAGUCCAGGACCACAUUAUCGGAAUUUUCAGGAAGUUUGCCACCAACAGCAGCUGCCACGUUACUCUGAUCAUUCACCCGAGGAAAGAGGAGGACGAUCGAGAGCUUCAGACGGCGUCUAUCUUUGGUUCUGCAAAGGCCAGCCAAGAAGCCGACAACGUCCUGAUCCUGCAGGAGAAGAAGCUGGUAACGAGCCCCGGCCGCAGAUCUCUGCAGGUGACGAAGAAUCGCUUCGACGGAGACGUGGGCAUCUUCCCUCUGGACUUCAUCAAGGCUUCGCUCACCUUUUCAACCCCCAUCAAAGGCAAACAUAAGCUGAGGAAGGUCGCUAACAAGCCAGAAAACGAGGAGGAGGUGGAGAGGAAAGCAGUGGGAGCAGCGCCAGUGAAGAAGGAGGAGGUUAAAAAAGAGAAAGCAGAGAAGGCGACUAAAGCAACAAAAACUCCACGAACUGUUAAAAGUCCUGCAACCGGACAUGAAACAACCCAGAAGUAAUAAUAGAAAGUAUUAUUCAAAGUAUGGAUCAUUUUCUCUGUUGAUCAGGACGAGGAUGUGACGGUUGGAGAUGAUCGAGACUCAAAGCUUUUGUAUGAAAGAUCAUGUUUUAUGUCAACAACAAGUUCAGCUAAGGUGAAUAUAAACAUAUGAAAUAUAUGGAAGGAAGAAAUGUUACAACCAGAAUGAUGGUGAAGUGGUUAAACUCCUCCUCCUGCUCUGUGUUUAGUCUGAAUUCUCCGUUAAAAAUGUUUAAUAUCAGUUUAAAACGAUACUGUGACUCCAAAAGCUACUGGUUUUAUGAGCGUGUUUUAUGUUUCAUGCUAACAUUUGCUCUCAUACAUCACCACAAUGUGUUCUCUACUGACUUUUUGUACAACUAUGAUUUACUAAAUGAACUGUUUUUUGUAAUAAAAUGCACCUGAUGCUGA